UGGUUCGGUCUGCAAAGGGAAGGUGGCUGGAGCUGGGGAAAUUUGAUUUUCCCGCAGCCCGGCUGCCUUGGAGCAGAGGAGGCGGCGCUCUCAGCCAGUUUCCCAGCCCAGCUCGCCCGCUUGGAGACUAGAGGGAGGCGAGCCUUGGAGCCCGACCACGCAGCCACCUAGAUCCCUGCGUCCCCCACUUAUUCAGCUCGGUUCUCCCUUUCUUCCUCCUCCGUCCCGCCCUCUCCGCUCUCCUACUCUCCCUUUUAACCCCCCUCUUCCUGUCUUCCUCUCCAACACCCCUCUUCCCAUCUCUCUCUCCAGCAGCCCUCUCCUCAUCUCCUUUGCGCCCCUCUUUCCAUCUCCCCUUUACCUCUUCUGCCUCCCCUUCUUGCUCCCCCUCCCCGUUCCCCUUUCGCAUCCUAUACUAUCUCUUAUCUCUCUCUGUCUCCUUCUCCCGGUCUCUCUCUUUCCACUCCCUAUCCCUGCCUCCCUCUCCCCAUCCCUACCUCCCUCUCCCCAUCUCCUCCCCACCCAUUUCCCCACAUCUCUCUUUUUCUUCCUCUCCCUGCUGCUGCCCUCUCCUCCUUUCCAUCUCCAUAUCCUCUGUUCUUCUCCCUUCUCUUCAUUUCUCCACUUCCCCGCUUUCUCUCACUUCCCACGCCCCUUCUCUCCCUCCUUUUCUCUUCUCUCUCCUGCCCAUCGUCCCCGAGUUGGGGGUGAACUCAGCUGCCCACCGCGUGCCGGUUCCGCCCUACUGGGAUCCCCAGAAGAAGCCCCUAAAGGCUUCAUUUUGCCCGCCCCCCGGAGGAAGGGGGCAGUAGGAGUGGGUGGGUGGGCAAUCGUGCUGGGGGCUUAGCCGGGCAAUGGAGCAGCCGGAGGAUAUGGCGUCAGUGAGUGAGUUCGACUCCCUGGCAGGCAGCAUACCAGCCACCAAGGUGGAGAUCACCGUGUCCUGCAGGAAUCUUUUGGAUAAAGACAUGUUCUCCAAGUCAGACCCAUUGUGUGUGAUGUACACUCAAGGAAUGGAGAACAAGCAAUGGAGGGAGUUUGGAAGAACAGAGGUGAUUGACAACACACUGAAUCCGGACUUUGUGCGCAAAUUUAUACUGGAUUAUUUCUUUGAGGAGAAGCAGAACAUCAGAUUCGAUCUGUAUGACGUUGAUUCCAAGAGCCCCGAUCUCUCCAAACAUGAUUUCCUGGGCCAGGCCUUCUGCACUCUGGGAGAGAUUGUGGGGUCCCCUGGAAGUCGCCUGGAGAAGCCCCUCACGAUAGGAACAUUCAGCUUGAAUGCCAGGACUGGCAAACACAUUCCAUCGGUGUCAAAUGGCGGGGUCCCUGGGAAGAAGUGCGGCACCAUUAUCUUGUCAGUGGAGGAACUGAGCAAUUGUAGGGAUGUUGCCACAAUGCAGUUCUGUGCCAACAAGUUGGACAAGAAAGAUUUCUUUGGUAAAUCGGACCCCUUCCUGGUGUUCUACAGGAGCAACGAGGAUGGAACGUUCACCAUCUGUCACAAGACCGAAGUCAUGAAGAACACUCUGAAUCCUGUGUGGCAAACCUUCUCCAUCCCUGUGAGGGCCCUCUGCAAUGGGGACUACGAUCGGACCAUCAAGGUGGAGGUGUAUGACUGGGAUCGGGAUGGCAGUCACGACUUCAUCGGGGAGUUCACCACUAGCUACCGGGAGCUGGCUCGUGGGCAGAGUCAGUUCAACGUCUACGAGGUGGUCAACCCGAAAAAGAAAAUGAAGAAAAAGAAAUACCUGAACUCUGGCACAGUAACACUACUGUCCUUCGCAGUGGAGUCGGAAUGCACAUUCUUGGAUUACAUCAAAGGAGGGACCCAGAUCAAUUUCACGGUGGCCAUUGACUUCACCGCCUCCAAUGGCAACCCUUCCCAGUCCACUUCUCUGCAUUAUAUGAGCCCGUACCAGCUGAACGCCUAUGCCCUGGCGCUAACAGCCGUGGGGGAGAUCAUCCAGGACUAUGACAGUGAUAAGAUGUUCCCAGCCCUGGGCUUUGGAGCCAAGCUUCCUCCUGAUGGCAGAGUUUCCCAUGAGUUCCCACUGAAUGGCAAUCCAGAUAACCCCUCUUGCUGUGGUAUCGAUGGUAUCCUCGAGGCCUAUCACCGAAGCCUUCGCACCGUGCAGCUCUAUGGCCCCACCAACUUUGCGCCAGUGGUCACUCAUGUGGCCAGGCAUGCAGCGACUAUACAAGAUGGUUCCCAGUAUUCCGUGCUGCUGAUCAUCACAGAUGGGGUCAUCUCAGACAUGGCGCAGACCAAGGAAGCCAUCGUCAAUGCUGCCAAACUCCCCAUGUCCAUUAUCAUCGUGGGCGUUGGCCAAGCUGAGUUUGAUGCCAUGGUUGAGCUGGACGGUGACGACAUCCGGAUCUCCUCUCGGGGGAAGUUAGCAGAGCGUGACAUUGUCCAGUUUGUGCCAUUCCGGGACUAUGUGGACCGAACGGGGAAUCAUGUGCUAAGCAUGGCUCGCCUGGCCAGAGAUGUACUGGCUGAGAUCCCCGACCAGCUGGUCUCCUACAUGAAAGCACAAGGCAUCCGUCCCCGCCCACCCCCAGGACCUCCUGCCCACACCCCAUCUCAGUCCCCUUCGAACACUCCACCUGCCUCCCCUAUGCACACAAACAUCUAAGGAUGGGGCAUAGGCAGGGUGGAAAGAGGUGGGUUCCCUGGGACAUGCACCUGCACACACACACAAACACACACACACACACACACACACACACACACACACACACACACCCCACUGAGGUCCAAAUUCCAGCUCUGUCAUUUACUACUGGUGUGACCUUUGGCAAGUCACUCAUCCCUGGUGGGGAGGGGGUGGAGGGGCAGUUCAGUUUUCUCAUUUGUAAAAUGAGAGUUUGGGCUUGAUCAUCUCCAAGGCCCUUUCCUACUAUGUCCAGUGAUCCACAAUGGCCGGAGGGGGUAAAGUCUAAAGGAUGAGCCUGGGACCACCUAGGCAAGACCUUUCAUCACGCCUCUGACUCCCUGCCAGAGUCCCUGGCCUCCCAUCUUGCAGGGGCCCAGCACCAGCCCAGCUGUUCUCCCCACCCAGAGCCCUGACUCUGCCCUCUGUUUCUCUUCACCCGCCCCCUAGCCAGUGUCACAAACAUCUGGACCUCCUGAGGAGUGAGGCAAGGACUGACCAGGGGGGCAGGGCUACAUGGAAUAAUGGGGAGACCCAGUGGCUUAGCAUAGAAGAGAAUCAGAGUGCGUCCAAUCAGGACCCAGGCACCAAAGCAGCCCCCAGGAAGCUGUGUCCCUCCAGAGUCCCUGAGCUCUCUGCCUCCUGCCUCCCUUGCCAAAUGAGGUGUCGCAAUUUGAGGGCAGCCCUCUCCUCUCAAGGACAGAGGGCAUCAAGCCUUGCCCUUCCCCCACAAAGGAUUUCCCAGGAGCUCCAGAGCCCAGGGCUCCUUCUGCUGGAGCUGAGCCAAUCAGAUGGGGAGCUUCUGCCAACCCUCCCCCCCACCCCCGCCUGCCAGUUUACCUCCUGACCCAGCCCCUGAGGGGGGACAGGAGGAGGGAGGGGCUCGGAAACCUUUCCACUCCCUUCUCAAUCUGGCUUCUUUCCCGGCCAGUCUGAGCUUCAGGAGGGUGUUAAAGAUUCUGCCAUCCAGGGCACAAUGGAAGGGAGGGAGGGGGCUGUGGGGCAGUCCACACUCAGACCUGUGCAAGGCCAACCCUCUGACAAAAGUGUGCAGCAAGCGAAGGGGCGGGGGAGGGGUUGUCAGGCACACCCUUGCACCUCCCCUAGUAACCUGACCCCUCUACCUGCCACCCACAGACCUGUGCUCCCUCUUAUUUCCAUGAUAUUGCCCGACAAUAACUUAGGUAAUGGGAUAUUAGCAUGAUAUGGAGGGGGUCGCUGAAGACCCCCCAAACCAGACCCAAAGAAAUGAAUCUCUAAUAGUGGAAUUUCAGAUCCUGGAAAGAAGAGAGAGUUGGAUUAUAGAUGCAGCAAAAUUUGUGUCUCCCUCCUCCAUACCCCUGAAAACCUAUAUCCCCAGUACCUAGGCCAAGCAAAUUUACCCUCACUAGAGUAAUGUCUUGUCAAUAGUCCAUGCCAGAUGUCGACCCCUUUGAGUAUGAAGUACCCCAGCUGUAUCCAGUCCUAAUUCCCAUCAUAGAAGAAGUGAGCCCCACAACCCCAGAUGCAGCUCUCCAGUGUGAGGGCUAUCUCUGCCCCAACCUGGGAAGGUGUUCUCUCUGGGUGACAGGUGACAUGAAGAGGCUGGCUCUCCGUACGCCCACCCUUGACCCCCAAGUAGGUAGUCGGUGAUGCAUGCCAGUCCAUCCUGCUGCAUGGGGCUGCCUGUGCCCACUGAACACUCAGCUUCCCUCGAAUCCCCUUUUGAGACACACCCCUGUCUGCCCAGCUCCCAAGUAAUACAUCUGUGCCCAAAGCCUGGGGCUCCCUGCCCAGGGCUGCCCGCUGGGCCCCGUCCAGCUCUGUUCCUCUUUGUUCUGUGCAUGAAGAUCGUAUUUCUAACCCAUGUCGUCCUCGCUGGAGUCUUUGGUGGGAGCUGCUAUGUAUUGACACUGCCUUAAACUGAAAUAAAUUGGAUCCUUUUACU
This is a messenger RNA of Trichosurus vulpecula (common brushtail), 4581 nucleotides long. It is a transcript of the gene CPNE5, whose product is annotated as copine 5. NCBI's taxonomy places the organism in Eukaryota, Metazoa, Chordata, Mammalia, Diprotodontia, Phalangeridae. Gene Ontology annotation, molecular function: calcium-dependent phospholipid binding. The record is from RefSeq and is a predicted model, not a curated record. The transcript has 21 exons. The coding region runs from base 855 to 2636 and encodes 593 amino acids. Gene Ontology annotation, cellular component: plasma membrane. Gene Ontology annotation, biological process: cellular response to calcium ion.